AUGGCAAGUCUCAAAAUGAACAAGUUGGGAAAGGGUUCUGGAUUCAGGAGAAAUACCUGGUCUUGGCAACCAGCAACCACAACCCUGGGGCAACCAGCCCCAGCUCCAUCUGUGUCUCACAGCACCCAACCAAACAGAUCUGCCACCACACAACCGGCUACUCAGGCCUGGGCAGAUGAGCAGGCAGCACUGCAGCCAGACCAGGUCCAACAGGAUAAGAUCUGGAGAGAAUAUGUUGAGGCUGAACAGAGAGGAAGGCAAAUCUGCUAUCAGAACUGGAGUUUCCUUAAGUACUAUGACCAAAUGGGUAAGAGAAAGGAGCUGAAGCCACUGCCAAAUUAUAUGCCUGUGUUCUCAAGCAAAGUUCUCAGCCUGACCAAUCAAACAAUCAUCAGUCAAAUGAACACUGAGCUUGGCAGGGCUCUGGUUAUGGAUUAUUUCUACAGCGAUGGAGCACAAAAGGAGAAACUUGAGGGUGAGCUCCAACUUUCCUAGUGUUUCAGUAACAAUAAAACAGUAACAAACCAAGUUAA
Molecule: messenger RNA, 533 nt
Organism: Empidonax traillii (willow flycatcher)
Lineage: Eukaryota; Metazoa; Chordata; Aves; Passeriformes; Tyrannidae
Gene: CIMIP5
Product: chromosome unknown C2orf50 homolog
Source: RefSeq, a predicted model, not a curated record